Molecule: messenger RNA, 381 nt
Organism: Peronospora farinosa
Lineage: Eukaryota; Oomycota; Peronosporomycetes; Peronosporales; Peronosporaceae
Source: the annotation of a GenBank genome assembly
AUGGCUCCUUCGAUUCACAAGAGCAAAAAAGUGAGCAAGAAACAGCUUCUAAAGUUUACAAUUGACUGUACAAUUCCAGUGAAUGAUCAUGUCCUGGAUCCGGCUUCGUUUGAGAAAUUCCUCCAUGAUCGGAUCAAAGUUGGUGGCAAAACGGGUGUCCUUGGGGAUGCUGUCAAGAUCACGCGAGAGAAGACGAAAUUGCAAGUGGUAGCGGCUCCGCCAUUUAGCAAACGCUAUCUCAAGUAUUUGACGAAAAAGUAUCUGAAGAAACAACAAUUGCGUGAUUAUUUACACGUGAUUGCAUCGGACAAGAACACGUACGAGCUUCGGUACUUUAACAUUCAUGAUGCUGGAAACGAUGCCGACGAGGACGACGAGUAG